Molecule: messenger RNA, 2382 nt
Organism: Hibiscus syriacus
Lineage: Eukaryota; Viridiplantae; Streptophyta; Magnoliopsida; Malvales; Malvaceae
Product: pumilio homolog 24-like
Exons: 17
Coding region: 98-2152 (684 amino acids)
Biological process (GO): regulation of translation
Cellular component (GO): nucleolus
Molecular function (GO): mRNA binding
Source: RefSeq, a predicted model, not a curated record
UUCCUCUCUAACCUAAACGCAAAACCCUAAAAUAUAGAGGCUAAAAUCCCACUCGUCCCUAAGGAGAAAGAGCUUAGAAGUUAAACUAAAAGCUUCAAUGGCGGCCAAGAAUCAAAAGACACAAAAACCCAAAAAGAGAAAGCAAUUUUCAAGCUCAAACAUCGACCGAGAUAGCUCAACAUCGAAGAAGCCGAAGCUACUUGCUUCAGCCCCAUCAAAAAGCCCUUCAAAUAAGCCGUUGAAAAAACCUUUCAACUCAUCCAAACAAAAACGAGAACACCCAAGUCAUUCAAAGUUUAAGAAAUUGGAUUCUGGGAAUGAAAAUAAAGAGCUCACUAAGAGAGAGCGUCGAAUCCAAGCAAAGGAAUUGGCAGAAGCUAGAAAGAAGAAGAGGAAACAGCAUUAUACUCUUGAACAAGAGCUUGCAUCUCUAUGGGAAAAGAUGAGACGUCGGAAUAUUCCUAAAGAAGACAGAUCAAAGCUGAUUACUGAAGCUCUGCAAAAGAUGAAGGGAAAGAUUCCAGAAAUUGCUGGCUCUCAUGUUUCGUCUCGUGUUCUGCAGACCUGUGUUAAGUACUGCUCUCAAACAGAAAGGGAUGCUGUAUUUUCCGAGCUUCAGCCACACUUUCUCACCCUUUCAUGUAAUGCCUACGCAGUUCAUCUUGUGAAGAAAAUGUUAGAUGCAGCAUCUAAAAAACAGCUGACAGGGGUUCUCUCGUCUCUCCGUGGGCAUGUUGCUUCACUUCUUCGUCACAUGGUUGGAUCUGUAGUUAUUGAGCAUGCAUAUCAACUUGGAAAUGCCACUCAAAAACAAGAGCUUCUGAUGGAAUUAUAUUCUACAGAGCUUCAUCUGUUUAAAGACCUCGCAUCCAUCAAAGAAAGCAGGUUAAUAGAUGUAAUAUCAAAGCUGGGCCUGCAGAAAUCUUCUGUUUUGAGACACACGAGUUCGGUGAUUCAACCAAUCCUUGAAAAAGGAAUUGUGGACCACUCGAUGGUACACAGGGUAUUAGUAGAGUAUUUGAGCAUAGCUGAUCAGUCCUCUGCCGCAGAUAUAAUUCAACAACUGUCUGGUCCUCUCCUAGUUCGUAUGAUCCAUACACGGGAUGGAUCUAAGAUUGGGAUGCUCUGUGUUAAGCAUGGAAGUGCGAAGGAAAGAAAGAAAAUCAUCAAAGGAAUGAAAGGCCAUAUAAGCAAGAUAGCGCAUGAUCAAUGUGGGUGCUUGGUACUCGUUGGCAUUGUUUCAAUGGUCGAUGACACAAAGCUUAUAACAAAGUUCGUCAUCCGUGAGCUCCUAGCAACAUUGAAAGAGCUUGCUUUGGACAAGAGUGGAAGGCGCCUCUUGUUACAGUUGCUUCAUCCAAACUCUUCGCGCUAUUUAAAUUCCGAUGGUCUGGCGUUUUUAAAUUUAUCUGUUCUGUCACUCAGUGCUAAGAACAAUUCUGAAGCCGGAUCUGAGAAUAUUUUAAGUGAUGAAUCUGGUAAGGAGGCAGCUAAGAGUGAUAUUCCUGAAGAGAACCUUGAUGAAGAACGUACAAAAGAGGAAGCUACAACCAAUUCUGAUAUGACAGAAACCAAGUCCAGUAAAAGCGAUAUUCCCGAAGAGAACCUUUACUCGGCUGAGGGUGGGAAGAAGGAUCCUUCUUUAAGGAGGAAAGAGUUGCUAGUCAAGAGUGGGCUCGCCGAGAAUCUUGUUGAUGUUUGCAUUGAGAACGCUGGAGAACUGCUUACUUCAAAUUUUGGCAAAGAAGUAAUUUUUGAGGUUGCAUUGGGUGGUUCUGAUGGAAUUCUGCACCCAACAUUGGAUGAAAAGUUGAAUAACUUGCACCAAGCUAUAGCAGCACUUGCAGCGAAGCCUAAAUCUGAAGAACCCGAAGAAUCAGAGGAAGAACAUGUGCUCGAAAACUUUCAUUCCAGUCGCACCAUACGGAAACUGGUCUUAGACUGCCCUGCAUUUGCUUCCACAUUAUGGAAUAAAUCUCUUGAAGGAAAGUGUCAAUUAUGGGCUCAGGGUCACAGUUCAAAGGUAGUGUCUGCAUUUUGGGAAUCCUCAGAUUCCGAGGUCCGCAAAAUGGCCAAAGAAGAGUUGAAGCCCUUGAUAGAUGGUGGUAUUCUCAAAAUCCCUGAAAAUAAACAAUUGGCAGAUGAAGAUUAGUUAGGUUGGUCCGUGGUGGAAAGACAUGAAUGCCGAGAACGCCGAUCGGACUGCUGCGAAUGUCGAGUUAAUGAACCGACUCUAUUUAUCUGAAGGAAUUUAUGAAAUAUUUCUAGCAAAUUACUGAGCUUUCUUUAACUGAAACAGGGUUAAGGAAUUGUGGUUAAUUACAGAAUGACUGUAGAAUCUGGAACAGUAUUAUAAAUUUUGGUUUUCGGUUUCGAUCUUUA